Molecule: messenger RNA, 2853 nt
Organism: Physella acuta
Lineage: Eukaryota; Metazoa; Mollusca; Gastropoda; Physidae
Product: estrogen-related receptor gamma
Biological process (GO): regulation of DNA-templated transcription
Cellular component (GO): nucleus
Molecular function (GO): nuclear steroid receptor activity; zinc ion binding; sequence-specific DNA binding
Source: RefSeq, a predicted model, not a curated record
AGGGACGGGUCGGGGUAGGUGGAGCGAUUUGUACUUGGUGGUGUCUGUUGUAGCUAGUCAAGCCGAGAUUUUCCUGACAGACUACAUUCCAGGCUAUUCUACAACUUUUAAUUGAUCUGUUACUUUUUUUAAACCCACUUGGCGCACACGUGACCUAGCUAACGGUUUUCAACAAUAAACCAAAUGUAGAAUUUACCAAGUGACAAGAUUCAUCAAGGAAGAAACAAAAAACUUGACACAGACCAAGAAAAAAACAACCAAGCAACAAGUUUCGUUACUUUUGUUCAGAAAACUCUAAACGUGGAAUAAUCCCUGCCAAGUUUCGACCCCACAGCGUCAAGUUUCUCUGUGUGGUUUAAGAUAUCGCCGUGUGGUUUGAAGAUUUCGCCGUGUGGUUUGAAGACCUCGCCGUGUGGUUGAGGUCCCGUCUUGUGGCUGAGGUUUGUCUGCCGUGCCCCACCCACCAUCAUUCUGGAGCUAGUCUUGACGUUAGACUCGGGCCUAGGCGAGUCUGGCAGCAGUCAUCUGCUCAUGUCAGAUGACUUUCUGACCCCUGUGGAUAGUCCUCCGUCUAAUGAAGAAACCGACGACAGUAACUUAGCCUACCGUCUAGGAACUCUGUGGGCUGGUAUGGAUCUAGACACAGUCAUUAAAUGUGAGCCAAACAGCCCUCUCGGCCUGGGACGGUGCAACCAGCCCAACUUGGACGACAGCUUCCCUCGGGAUGUCUUCGCCUACGACCCCUCCCACGACGACUACGGGUCGGACCGUUCCUACCAGGGAGACAGUGCCGACAGUGGGAAUAUAUCCCCGUGUAGCUUAGACAAUAUCAAAAUCGACUUCUGCUCCACUACGUUUAACACUGAGAACGGUGAAGGCACUGACGGAGCUAAGAGACUUUGUCUUGUGUGUGGUGAUGUGGCCUCUGGAUAUCAUUAUGGUGUCUCCUCUUGCGAGGCGUGUAAAGCAUUUUUCAAAAGGACAAUUCAAGGUAAUAUAGAAUACUCAUGUCCAGCUAGUGGCGACUGUGAGAUCACAAAACGUAGGAGGAAGGCUUGUCAGGCUUGCAGAUUUCAGAAAUGUCUGACUGUUGGCAUGUUGCGAGAAGGUGUCCGUCUAGAUCGUGUCAGAGGUGGAAGACAAAAAUACAAACGUAGUUCAGACUGUCAAACACAUGUACAGCCCAUUAUACCAAUGGUCAUAAAGAAGUCAUGUUUAGAAGUUGCAGACAAUAAAAUCCUGACAAUGUUGCUAGCACUAGAGUCACAGAUGGAAGUAUUACGGGCCAACACUGACACAGCUAUGGAUUCAGAUGUGAAGUUUAUGGCUGCGGCAUCUGACCUUGCUGACAGGGAGUUGGUCAUGACCAUCAGUUGGGCCAAGCAGGUUCCAGGUUUCUCCGCCCUGUCCCUAGUUGAUCAAAUGAUGUUGUUACAACAUUCUUGGCUGGAAAUCCUUAUGUUAAGUCUUGUCUUUCGCUCCUGCCCUUACAAAGGUCAGAUCUGCUUUGCAGAGGACCUUCAGAUAUCCGAAGAAAUGGUAGAAACUCUAAACUUUCCUUCAGAGCUGGAUGCUCUUGUACGCAAGCUUAGUAAGAAAUUUACGCACCUCAAUGUCAGCAAAGAUGAAUUUGUACUCCUCAAGGCCAUAACACUUUGUAAUAUUGAUGUUGUAGCAGAGCUUGGGGAGUGUGUGGCGCACCUACAGGACCAGCUGCAAGAUGCUCUCUCAGACUGUGUCAAGUCUGUCUAUGGCCAGAACACUAGGCGUCUGGGACAGCUGUUCCUCUUGCUGCCAUCCAUAACACACAUCAAGCUCCUGGCCAAACAGUUCUGGUACGACAUGAAGAAAGAUGGCCGCGUCAUGAUGCAUAAGCUCUUCCUGGAAAUGCUGGAUGCAGACUCCUGAGAUUGGCUCAACUGUAGGGAAAGCUCUUGUUGCUGCACAUUUCAAAGGCUGGAAUGUACAUAUUCAUCAUCUAAGUUUCUAGUUCCCUAGUGUAGUCAUGCUGUAACCUGCCUUAGACUAAUUAGCUAGCCACAAUGUUUUAACCAAGCAAUAUUUUUGAGGAAGAAAAAAAUUAUGGACUGAAGAAAUGGACAAUACCACCAGCCUUUCAUCGACUACGAAACAAAAGUAAUUGAAAUCAAUUUUUCCCAGCAAAAAAAAAAGAUGGUAAGGCGUCAUUAGUCACGUACUUUUGUAUUGAGCCUGUGGCCAACCAUCCAAUGUGAAGUUUUCUCAAGAAAAUGUAUCAAUGAAGGCAGCCAGGGUCAUCUCCCUGUGUAGGCUGUUGCUAGUGGGUGUCCUACAGCACAAUCAUCAAACAGGAGAUGACACUUUGUUUAUUUUGGUUUUGUUUUUGAAAACCACUCCACUCAAAUUAUCAACGAUUCAAUAUUUUUAAAAGGGUUUUGUUUAUACCUAAAUUCAAAUGAUUUAAGGCAUUUUGGCUAAAACACUUGCCAUGCAUUAUACUUCAUUUUCUGUCAAUGACUUGCAUCUUCAAUAUUUAAAGGGGGGUAACUGGUCAACCAGUUUAAAUUAUUUUAUUUUGCUGUGGGAACAAUUCACAAUGGGUGUUCCCUGGGGAAUGGCAUCUCAUUUCAUUUGGGAAAGUAAUUUUUUUAAUCUGUUGAGAAGUAUUAUAUUUUUGUUUUAGAAAUGAAUGAAAAAUAACUUGUGAUGAUUAGAUAUCAAACCUUUUUUACGAUAUUUUUUUAAACAAAUUAUUUCAAGAUUUGAACCUCAGGUCUGGUUACUGCAACAAUGAUCAAAUGUUACUUGUCCAUGUUUGGUGAAUUCUCUAGUUGCUAUGGCAACUUUUCAAAUGGACUUUUUCUAUAAAAAUAA